AUGACCGAAAAAAAUCAAACAGCUGUGACUGAAUUCUUGCUUCUUGGAUUCCAAAGGUUGGGCUCUUUUAAAGUGAUCUUUUUUCUUCUAAUACUUAUUGUAUAUGUUAUGACAAUAACUCUAAACAUUAUGAUCAUAAUACUGGUAUCUACCAGACAACAACUGCACCCUCCUAUGUAUUUCUUUCUCAAACAACUGUCAGCCAUGGAAAUUAUUCUGGUUACUAUAAUUGUCCCCAACAUGCUACAUGUUAUUUGGUUAGAUGGAGCCCUGAUUUCUGUUAAAGGCUGUAUCACUCAAAGUUACCUAUUUUUUUCUGUAGGAAGCACAGGGUGCUACCUCCUUACAGUAAUGUCCUAUGAUCGCUAUGUAGCCAUUUGCAGUCCUCUACUUUAUAACACCAUCAUGGACCUUACACUUCAGCAUCUUCUGGUUAUUUGUUGCUGGAUGCUAGGUUUUCUUCUAAACAUAAUUAAACUUGUUUUUCUGUGUAAUGUUCAGUUCUGUGAACUCAAUGUCAUUGAUCAUUUCUUCUGUGAUCUUUCACCUAUUUUAGAGCUUGCAUGUUCUGAUACUUUUGGCUUUAAAAUUGAAAUAUUGGUCCUUGCCAUCCCUGUAAUUAUAGUGCCUUUUAUUUUAAUUACAAUAAGCUACAUUUGUAUUUUCAUAACUAUCUUUGGCAUUUCCACUUCCAUCAAGAGAAAGAAAGCAUUCUCCACCUGUAGUUCCCAUCUGACUGUUGUGUGUAUUUUUUUUGGGACAUUGAUAGCCGCUUACUUGGUUCCGAAUAAGAUAAAUGCUUUGACUGUAAAUAAAAUUAUUGCACUGAUGUACACGGUGAUUACUCCACUGUUCAAUCCAAUAAUAUACAGCCUUCGUAGUCAGGAGAUGAGAAUUGCCGUUGGAAAAACCAUUGGGUGUACCAGAAAUUAA
Bombina bombina (fire-bellied toad) is the source of this 933-nucleotide messenger RNA. Its product is annotated as olfactory receptor 6B1-like. NCBI's taxonomy places the organism in Eukaryota, Metazoa, Chordata, Amphibia, Anura, Bombinatoridae. Gene Ontology annotation, molecular function: olfactory receptor activity; G protein-coupled receptor activity. Gene Ontology annotation, cellular component: membrane. The transcript has a single exon. The record is from RefSeq and is a predicted model, not a curated record. The coding region runs from base 1 to 933 and encodes 310 amino acids. Gene Ontology annotation, biological process: G protein-coupled receptor signaling pathway.